Molecule: messenger RNA, 2241 nt
Organism: Melanotaenia boesemani (Boeseman's rainbowfish)
Lineage: Eukaryota; Metazoa; Chordata; Actinopteri; Atheriniformes; Melanotaeniidae
Gene: rassf10b
Product: Ras association domain family member 10b
Exons: 1
Coding region: 239-1555 (438 amino acids)
Biological process (GO): signal transduction
Source: RefSeq, a predicted model, not a curated record
UCAUGUGAUCCCAAGUGCAGGCCGUCAGGACGCAGCAGGAACACAGUUGUCCUCCAGGCCUUGCAGGCGUCAACAGGAGGACUCAUGAAGUACCAAUCGUUCAUCUCUGUCGGACUUCUCUGUGCGUCCGAGGACACUGAUGCUCAUUUAGUCCAGCACACGCGGAUUUAAAUCUAUGUCAGAAAUUACUUUUUUCAACGCUUGUUCUUAAGAAACAGAAUUCAAGCAAAAAUCAGCCAUGGAGUCGGAAGUGAGUAAGAUAUCGGUGUGGGUCUGUAGAGAAGAAAAGCUGGUCCUCGGGUUAUCAAAGCGCACAACCUGCGCUGAUGUUGUUCAAGUUCUUCUGGAGGACCAGAACUCGCAACACGGGCUUUCCGCGGAGCAGUCUUAUUGCAUCGUGGAGAAAUGGAGGGGGUUCGAGAGGAUUUUGCCGAACAACACAAAGAUUUUAAGGCUUUGGGUUGCGUGGGGAGAAGAGCAGAGGAAUGUGAAGUUUGUGUUGGUUAAAAGCGAAGCGUCUUUGGCGAAACAUGGUGCUCGGAGCGCAGAGGCGCGAGUGGUGCCAAGUAAGCAGAGCCCCUGUGUUACCAAGGGGACUGCACGGUCAACUGUGGGCGGCAUCUCACCCGAAAAACAGCGUCGGAUUGUCAGAAAAGCUUUCAGAAAGUUGGAAAAGAUCAAUAAAAAGAGGACUCGCGCAGCCCAGAGAGAUGCGUCCUGUGCGGAGAAAAUGGAAACUUUGGUUCAUCUUGUGGUUUCUCAGGACCACACAAUCCGCCAGCAGAUUCAGAGGAUUACAGAAUUGGACGUAGAAAUUGAAAUAUGUGAAGCGAAAGUGCAUUAUGACAGAAUUAAAAGACAUGGGAUUAAUUAUGUGCAAAACACGUAUUUGGUGGAUGCAACUCCAGCCUCAAGCCAAGAUGCAGAGGGACAGACUUCAAGUGAGACUUUGGCCAAGUAUGAACAAUAUGUACAGCAGUGUGAGGAGGUAAUUAGACUACAAGAGGAGCUGAGGGAGCAGGAGGCUGUCAUUGAUACAAUCACAGCUCAGAUCCAGGAGGAGCUGAACCACCGCUGGAUGCAGCGGAGAAAAGAGGAGCAGCAGAGCAAAGAGUCAGAACCAGGCGGAGGCUCACCAUUCCUCCCCAGCAGUGAGACUGAUACAUCAGAAAACGAGUUGUUCAUGGAGGAAGAGAGGAUAAAAACGCAACUAGAUGCGAGUUUGUACAUUGGCCUGCGCCUCAACGCGGAUUUAGAAGCUAUUAGGAGCGAUUUAGAGCUGUCCCAGCAGAUUUGCACGGCGAGGGAGAAGGAAAUGAGGGAUUUGUUGGCGAAAGUGAGCAGUUUGGACAUGGAAGAGGGGGUGGGGAUUGAUGAGAGAUGCAGCCACGGGACGAAGAUGGUGAUAACUUUGGAGCGGAAAAGCGGAUGGGUGGAGCAAGCCAGGGGUCUGUCAAAAGCUCAUAGCGUGAAUGACGACGACUCGGAUACUGGAUUAAGUUCUCUGCACAGCCAGGAUUCAGACAGCCUCCCGGUCUGGGAGUCACUGGUGUAGGAUUUAACCUGGAAAACAAUUUCAUGAACAUUUUAAAUGAAAAAAAAGUCUCAGGGAUUAUUAUGAUUACAUAGAUAAAAACAUUGUUAUCACAUUAAUCUUUGUACGUCAUUAUAAUAAGUCUUUAUACUAAUCAUAGUUGUUGUAUUAUUGGUAAAUCUCACUAAGAAAGCUGUUUUGACAUGAAAAUAAAAACAGUUCAGCUGCAUGUUUUCUGUCCUUGCAAUGACAUAACAAAGACAAAAAAAUAAAAAUUAAAGCAGCAGAAUGAGUUACAAGUGAUGACAUAAGAUGAGGUAGCUAUAACAAAUUCAGCAUGGUUGCAGCAGAUUUCCACAACUUCUGCAACUAGAUGCACUCCAGAGACAGCUGGGUGGCCUAGCCAAAACAAAGAUAAGUGUUUGGAGUUAGUCAUCUCAGCUUUCACAGAGACCCAGACACCAAGAGACAAGAAACAAAAAGGAAACUUUUUUUUUUGCUGUGAAUCAUAAAGUCAUAAAACAUCUGAACUCAAAACAGAGGCACAUAGCUCAAACAGGUGGUCAGCAGAGACGACCUUUUUCUAACAUGAUAAAUUCUGACAUUUUGCACACAGACAUGGAAAGUGUGUGUGCUUUAUCUUUCAGAUGUUUCAUAUUUGCAUCUGUACUUGCUGAACCUGAACAACAUCACAAUUGAAACCUUGA